GAAAAAAAAUCGGUUCUUGGAGAUAACUGUGAAGUGGGAAGAGAUGUGAUCACGUGACCUUUCACCAGAGAGGGGCAGAUGCACCAGGGAGAGCGAGAGAGCAGUAUCUCGACCCUCUCCGCUGUUGUAUUUUAAUCGUUUCGCAUCAACGAGGUGAUGGGGGUAAGGUUGCUGGUGGCCGUGGCUGCAUCCCUGCUCGUACUGGCGGGGGUUGCCUCGGCCGAUCCACGCUAUGCAAGGCCAGGAGACCACGAGCCCCUGCAGCAGAAGUGGCAGCGGCCCGACCGGCUGGCGCGGCGCGUGUGCUACUACGAGUCGUGGGCCGUCUACAGGCCGGGCGACGGAGUCUACGACGUCGAGGACAUCCCCGCCGACCUGUGCACGGACCUCAUCUACUCCUUCUGCGGCCUCUCCAACGUCACGUGGGAGGUCAUGGUGCUUGACCCCGAGGUGGACAUCGACCAGGGGGCCUACCAGCGCUUCGUGGCGCUGAAGGAGAAGUACCCGAACAUGAAGACCCACAUCGCCGUCGGGGGCUGGGCCGAGGGGGGCAAGAAGUACUCGCAGAUGGUCAGCAUGAAGGAACGUCGAGACACUUUCAUCAGCAGCGUCGUCAAACUCUUGACUGACUACAAUUUCGACGGCUUCGACCUGGACUGGGAGUACCCCGGGGCGACCGACCGUGGAGGCACCUUCGCCGACAAGGACAACUUCUUGUACUUGGUCGAGGAACUGAGGGCUGCCUUUGACACCGUAGGGAAGGGAUGGGAACUAACGUGUGCUGUCCCCGUGGCCAAGUUCAGGCUGCAGGAAGGUUACCACGUCCCAGAGCUCUGCAGUCUGCUGGACGCGAUUCAUCUGAUGACGUAUGAUCUGCGUGGGAACUGGGUUGGCUUUGCGGACGUCCACUCCAUGUUGUAUCAGCGCCCGGGUCUCGAUCAGUGGUCCUACGAGAAACUCAAUGUGAACGACGGCGCCCUUCUCUGGGAGGAAUUCGGGUGCCCUCGCGACAAGCUGGUGGUGGGGACGCCCUUCUACGGGAGGACCUACACCCUGGGGGAUCCUAACAACAACGACCUCCACGCGCCCAUCAAAGCGUGGGUGGGAGGGGGUAACCCAGGGCCCUAUACCAACGCCACGGGAACUCUCGCUUACUUCGAGAUUUGUAGCAUGAUGGUGCAGGACUCUGCUUGGGUGGACCGCUACGAUGACGUCGGUCUUGUUCCUUUCACUCACAAUGGUGACCAGUGGGUGGGCUACGAGGACCCGGCCAGCCUUAAGAUCAAGAUGGACUACAUCCGGGACAUGGGAUUCCUCGGGGCCAUGACGUGGGCCAUCGACCAGGAUGACUACAAGGAGUGGUGCGGCCAAGGCAAGAACCCCAUGAUGCAGACUAUCUUCGACGGCAUGAAGGACUACUACGUCCCUGUGUCCACCAUCACGACCACCAGGGACCCCAACGCCCCCAGCACCACCACCAGGGACCCCAACGCCCCCACGACCACCCUCGGGCCCAUGGACUGUUCGGUGGCAGACUACUGGCCCCACGCCGACUGCGACAAGUACUACUGGUGCUACGACGGCGUGCCCCACGAGGAGACGUGCCCGCCCGGCCUCGUGUGGAACCAGCCGAGCCACAACUGCGACUGGCCGGCCAACGUGGACACCUCCAACUGCAACAUGCCGCCUUCCGCCCGAGUUCCCGAGGGAUCGAAGCAGGAGAAGCGACCUCCCCUCGACAUGCUCGCGUUUAACCACGUCCUCGCCAACGAAAGGAUGGAUGUGGACGAUCUCAUUAAGCUCGAGAAAAUGAAGGACCAAAAACGUCACGGAGUUCCCAAGACCGAUUCUUCUAAGACCGAAGAGGAUUCAGCCGGACCGAAGGAGUCUCCUAAAUCGAAGAAAGUUAAUCACCCUGCUGAGGCCUUGCACGUGGUGAAGAAGAUGCACAAGAAAACACCUUACAGACAGCCCUCAAGACUUCAUGUGUCAUUAAGCAACGCACGUGAGGAGACGUCACGCGUCGUUCGAGGUGUCCAGAGUGACUGGGUACCCGCGCUCUUUCACACUUUCAUGAAGAUGUUGCCAGGACGGUUGGCAGCGGUUGCAGUGGUGGCCGUGCUGGCGCUGGUCGGGGUGGUGUCAGCUGACCCCCGUUAUGCCAGACCUGGAGACCACGAGCCCCUGCAGCAGAAGUGGCAGCGGCCCGACCGGCUGGCGCGGCGCGUGUGCUACUACGAGUCGUGGGCCGUCUACAGGCCGGGCGACGGAGUCUACGACGUCGAGGACAUCCCCGCCGACCUGUGCACCGACCUCAUCUACUCCUUCUGCGGCCUCUCCAACGUCACGUGGGAAGUCAUGGUCAUCGACCCCGAGAUAGACAUAACCCAAGGGUCUUAUCGGCGGUUCGUGGCCCUGAAGGAGAAAUAUCCGAACAUGAAGACCCACAUCGCCGUCGGGGGCUGGGCCGAGGGGGGGAAGAAGUACUCGCAGAUGGUCAGCCUGAAGGAGAGGCGCGACAGCUUCGUCAGGAGCGUUGUGCAACUGCUCACCGACUACGGCUUCGACGGCUUCGACCUGGACUGGGAGUACCCCGGGGCGAUGGACCGCGGCGGCACCUUCGCCGACAAGGACAACUUCUUGAAGCUGGUCGAAGAACUAAGGGCCGCGUUCGAUUCCGUGGGUUUAGGCUGGGAACUGACAUGCGCUGUCCCCGUGGCCAAGUUCAGGCUGCAGGAAGGCUAUCACGUGCCCGAACUUUGCAGCUUGUUAGACGCCAUCCACCUGAUGACGUACGACCUCCGAGGUAACUGGGUGGGCUUUGCUGACGUCCACUCCAUGCUGUACCAACGACCAGACCUCGACGAGUGGGCGUACGAGAAACUGAAUGCGAACGACGGCGCCCUUCUGUGGGAGGACUUUGGCUGCCCUCGAGACAAGCUGGUACUGGGAACCCCCUUCUACGGGAGGACCUACACCCUGGGCAGCCCCGAUAACAACGACCUCCACGCGCCCAUUAAGAAGUGGGAGGGCGGAGGGAGCCCUGGGCCUUACACCAACGCCACAGGAACCCUCGCUUAUUUCGAGAUUUGCAGCAUGAUGGUUCAGGAUUCCGGAUGGGUGGACCGCUACGAUGACGUCGGUCUUGUUCCUUUUACUCAUAAGGGUGACCAGUGGGUGGGCUACGAGGACCCAGCCAGCCUUAAGAUCAAGAUGGACUACAUCCGGGACAUGGGCUUCCUCGGGGCCAUGACGUGGGCCAUCGACCAGGAUGACUACAAGGAGUGGUGCGGCCAAGGAAAGAACCCCAUGAUGCAGACGAUUUAUGAUGGGAUGAAAGAUUAUUACGUGCCAGUGGCCCCGACAUGGAUGCCAACCACCGCCAGCCCUUGGUGGACCCCACCUACUACUACCCGGGACCCCAACGCUCCCAGCACCACCACCAGGGACCCCAACGCCCCCACGACCACCCUCGGGCCCAUGGACUGCUCGGUGGCAGACUACUGGCCUCAUGAAGACUGCGACAAGUACUACUGGUGCUAUGAAGGCGUGCCCCACCUGGAGGUCUGUCCGCCGGGCACCGUGUGGAACCAGGGCCCCCACAUCUGCGAUUGGCCUCAGAACGUCGACACUUCUAACUGCAACAUGCCUCCCCGCGCCGCCAAGCCACGUGCAGGUCCUCUCAAUGUAGUCCACGAGAAGACCAGACACUUCAAGCGAGCUCCAGUGAAGGCAGAGAGCAAGAAAUCACGUCCAAUGGGCACCGGAGUUCGCACUCCCCCGCUACUGCAGAAGGCGAGGAAGGAAAUUCCGUGAGGCGAAGGAGGGAGGUCGUCCCCUGAACAUUUAGGCUAAUUCGGGAACUCUGUUGAAGUUACAGUAUGUGUAUAUAUAUUUGGGAGGGGAUGGCUUUCAGUAAUAUGUAAUAAUCUCCAGUGCUAGUUAUGGAUAGUUCAGUGGUGCCAUUACAUAUAGGCCACUAUAUGGAAAGAUUCCAGUUUAUUGGUAUGCGAAAGAGGUACUGUAGGUAAGAUAAAUUCCAGUUUAAUCAUUUUUUUUACUGCUUAAUGGCCCCUAGAUUGGGAAACCCUGUUCUAAGAAAUUGUUUUUUGAAAUAUAAUAGUAAAUAUACAAAAAUAAAAAGAAUUAAAA
Molecule: messenger RNA, 4152 nt
Organism: Penaeus indicus
Lineage: Eukaryota; Metazoa; Arthropoda; Malacostraca; Decapoda; Penaeidae
Exons: 27
Coding region: 157-3816 (1219 amino acids)
Biological process (GO): carbohydrate metabolic process; chitin catabolic process
Cellular component (GO): extracellular region
Molecular function (GO): chitin binding; chitinase activity
Source: RefSeq, a predicted model, not a curated record